UGCCAGGACAUGCCACCCUUCUGGUGUCUCAUCUUUCUUGGGGGCCUCCUUCCCCCCUCCCAGGGCCUCCUCAACCUGCUGAAUGCAGCACAGCCCAUCGGUGGAGGACAACCUGGCAGCAAUGGGCUGCUUGGCACAGGCAUCCUUAGUGGGAAAGGCCUUGGUGCAGGCCUCCUUGGUGAAGGACUUGGCCCAAACCUCCUUGGUGAAGGACUUGGCACAGGAAUCCUUGGUGAAGGACUUGGCACAGGCCUCCUUGGUGGAGAAGGACUUGGCACAGGAAUCCUUGGUGGAGAAGGAGCUGGCACAGGAAUCCUUGGUGGGAAAGGCCUUGCAACAGGCCUCCUUGGUGGGGAAGGACUUGCUAAUGGUCUCCUUAGCAAUGGCCUCCUUGGCAAUAACAGCCUUCUUGGAGGGACAGGUCCGCUUGGCACAGGGCUGCUUGGAAAAGGAGGUCUCCUAGGCAAUGGAAGUCUGCUUGGACUUGAUGGUCUUCUGGGGGAAGCAGGAGGACUGCUGGGUGCAGCAGGAGGACUGUUGGAUGGUGGAGCCUCCCAGAAGAUGACACGCUUUGCCUGGCUGAAGGUGCUGAACCUCGAGAGUGCCCGAGUGUCAUGGAAGGUCCUUCGUGGGUCUGAGCUUGUGCUGAACCUGUACUCAAAGCUGGUGCUCCACUUUCCAGGGAUUUUUCAGUUUCUGAGUGGAUCCUCAGUAGAAGCAAACAUCACAUCACACAUUGCCCUGACCCAGGACUCUCCCAGAGACCUUAAGCUGGUGCUUAAGGACUGCAGCAACCUCCUUGGCGGCUUCAGCGUCAACCUGCGGAAAGGCCUCUUUACCAAUCUGGUGAGCAGCUUGGUGAACAAAUCUCUUAAGACCCUUGUCCCUGCGCUGUUCUGCCCAUUAGUGAACAUGUGGGUCAGCAUCAUCAACAUUAAUCUGCAAUUCCUCAACCGUGUCGUCUCCUUUGGGCUUCUGGGGAAAAUCUACUCUGCCCUCUCCAAACUGCCAGUGACAGCUGGGCAGUAUGUGGAGCUGGAUCUGCAGAAUUCCCCUUUCCCAAGCACCUUCAUCGACUGGCUCCUUCAGACUGCAGGUGUCAAUCCCAGGAUAAAUCCGUAGCUGCAGGACUGGCAGCACCCCGGGGUCCCCCUGCAGGCGAUUCCCAAGGAGGAGGAGGGAAGGGAUGAAAACGACUCAAUAGGUGGAGAAUAGACAUGAAAAUGGAGAAACCCAACGAAGUAAAAGACUCUUUCUUCUGCUCCACAUUUCAGCCUUCUCAGAUUUUAGUGUCUCUGUCCAGCCUAGAGUUAUCUGUGCCAAUGAUAAUCUGUGCCAGCAGUGAGCUAUGUCGAUAAUUAGCCAUAUUGAUAAUUAGCUAUGUCAAUGAUUAGCCAUGCUGAUGACACUGUGACUGUGGAGGCAGGAGCCCAGGUCUUGCCUGUGUCCCUCCUGGCUGUCAUGGCCAAAAACUGCUUGUUAUGGCACUCACUGAUGCAAGGAUGACUUUGAACCCCUGGUUUUCCCUCACACCCAUCCCAGCUUCACUUGGGCUGGGGUUUAGGCCAGGUAAUGGCUCAGCACAGAGGGGACAUUCCAGGUGCUGGAUGCAGACAGUCAGGCAGGGGUUUGGUCCCCUCAGGAAUUUCAUGAGACUGCACCAACCCAAAUCCUUCUGAGAAGGGAAGAGAGGAAAGGAAAAGGGACGAAUUCAAUGAGCUGUAAACACUUUGCUCUCCUUCUGCUUCUUGAUUGGCUUACCAUUUCAAAAGGGAUUUUUGCUGUUUCCAGUGAUUUCAUACUGUUAAAAAGAGGCAAAAAAGCCCCCAGCCUAAUCCAGGCGCACACGCAGCCUAUUUGUUCCCAAACAGCGACGCUUUGAACUGAUCAGAGUGAAUGCUAUCCUGCCUUGUAAUCUCCAAGUGGAUUUGGACGUGCUGCAUUGUGGGUGAGGUGGAUUUGAGGAAGAUUCACACCCUUCUGUUACUCCUUACAAUAAAAAUGAUUUUUCUUCAUCUGCA
Messenger RNA from Lonchura striata (white-rumped munia), 2021 nucleotides. Lineage: Eukaryota; Metazoa; Chordata; Aves; Passeriformes; Estrildidae. The record is from RefSeq and is a predicted model, not a curated record.